AUGUCGACUUCCCCACAAUCCCCAGAGUCAAAUCAACCACUUCCCAACGCCCAUCCUACUGAAGAAAUCCACGAUGCCUCCCAGAGACGAGAGUCCGAGUCCACCACCCGUUCCACCGAACUCUCCAGCGUCACCUUAAAAUUACGCAAGGCCCUGCGAAACUUCCCCGACUUUCCCAUCCCCGGCAUCGAUUUCGUCGAUAUCUUGCCGCUCUUUGCCAACCACGAUCUUCACGAAUCUUUAAUCCGCGCGCUCGAAUUGCAAGUCUUGUUGGUGAAUGGAGGAAAGAAGCCAGAUGUGGUUGUGGGUUUGGAUGCCAGAGGAUUCUUGUUUGGUCCCUCGCUGGCUUUGAGAUUAGGGGCUGGAUUUGCUCCCGUCAGAAAGAGAGGAAAGUUGCCGGGUCCAACGGAAGAGGCAAGCUUCGAGAAGGAGUAUGGUCAGGAUUAUUUCCAAAUUCAGAAGGAUGCUAUCAAACCAGGACAAUCAGUUUUGGUUGUAGAUGAUAUCAUUGCUACUGGAGGAAGUGCCCAAGCUGCCGGAAAACUUGUCCAACAGCUCGGUGGACACUGUAUGGGAUAUUUAUUUAUUUUGGAAUUGGAUUUCUUGAAAGGACGUGACAAACUUUCCGCUCCCGUCGCAACAUUAUUACGCGAUUAA
Messenger RNA from Botrytis sinoallii, 657 nucleotides. RefSeq lists its product as uncharacterized. Gene Ontology annotation, cellular component: cytoplasm. Gene Ontology annotation, biological process: adenine salvage; AMP salvage. The coding region runs from base 1 to 657 and encodes 218 amino acids. Lineage: Eukaryota; Fungi; Ascomycota; Leotiomycetes; Helotiales; Sclerotiniaceae. Gene Ontology annotation, molecular function: adenine binding; AMP binding; adenine phosphoribosyltransferase activity. The transcript has 2 exons. The record is from RefSeq and is a predicted model, not a curated record.